AUGACCUCCGUGCGACCCCGGGAAAAUACCUUCAAGGUUGACCUCAGUGUGUUCCCCAAGCGCCCAAGCUUCGAAGAAAUUCACUCCUUUGUGCACGAUGUUAUGGGACUACGCAUCGACCAGGUGAAACGACUGCAGAUGAACCACGUGCAGAAUGCUGCUCACGUGAAGUGCGAUACCCUGAAGACCGCUCAGGACGCUGUCGAGGAGCACGAUGGACGCCACGAGAUUGAGCUAAACAAAGUGAAAUACAAGGUGCGAUUGCAGAUGGACGAUUCGACGGUGGAGGUCAAGGUCCACGACCUGUCAGAGAACGUGCGUGACGAGGAGCUUAUUGGUUUCUUGCGACACUAUGGGGACGUGCACUGCAUCAAAGAGUUGGUGUGGGGAAAACUUUGCGUACAAGGGCAUCUCUUCCGGCAUUCGCGUGUCCAGCAGGAGAAAACCCUGGUCACUUACAGAGGUCAACCCCAAACUUGCCGCCAUUGUUCUCGUCUGUCGCAUCCCGGAAUCACAUGUACGGACAACAAAAAACUCGUGGGACAGAAGAGUGACCUGAGUGAUCGGCUCAAGGCCGCGCAGUCAACCGACUCGACCAGUUACGCCACCGUUGUGGACAAAGGGACCGCUAUUAUCAACUCGCUUUUGCCGAACUUCGUCGCCACCAACCUCAACCAGCUCAACCAAGCCGCCUCUGAGUCGAAACAAAAGGAACUCGACACCACAGCGCAGCAGCCGUCCUGCUCGCACCUGAGUACCGCAACUGAUGGAGUCGAGCAAUCCUCCUCCUCAACAAUCACUCCAGCCGUGGCAGAAGACGACUCGAUGUCGGACGAGACGAUCGUACCGGUCGCGAACGAGACGGAGCUGAUGGAUCAAGAUCUGCAGCAGCCUCGCAUCAGUCACCCCGCCCCGCGUCGAAGAAACGGAGCUCGCAGCGCCUUUCGUCGUACGCCUCCACCGCUAGUUCAGGACCUGCCGCGGAUUGUGCAGCGUGUGGACUCGCGCAUCCUCUCUACAAAUGCCACAAGUUUGGUCAGCUUUCUGUCCCUGAGCGUCAGCGGAUUGCACUGUCAACAGCGGCAUCAUUCGCUCCUUCACGUGGGACAUGCUGAUAACUCGCCAAGAACCAACAGCGGUGCAACGGCACCCACACAAGCGAGCGGGCAGUUGGAAGUGUCCGCUUCGGUCGUCUCAACCAAGCAAGAGGUCGCUACGCCCACCGAGGUCGUUCCACAGGUCGAAGUCAGCGUUCCACUUCAGCAGCCCAAGGAAAACGUGUUCCUGCUUACUGUGCUGAUCAAGGUCGUCGAUUCGUUGGGAAUGGAACACGUGGCCCGCGCAUUGCUGGACAGCGCCUCCCAACCUAAUCUCAUCACCGAUCGCAUGGCAAGAAUUCUGCGGCUCAAGCGAGCCCCUGCGAGCGUGGUGAUCCAAGGCGCAGGCCAGAUGUCAACACCAGUUCGGCAUUCCGCCUCCACCGAAGUGCGGUCGAGAAAGAGCGAUUUCUCCUGCGGGAUCAACUUUCUUGUCAUGGACAAACUGACUGCGGAGCUUCCAAGCCACAACAUCUCAACGUCGGGUUGGAACAUUCCGGUGGAACUCUUCCUCGCCGAUCCGACCUUCAAUGAACGGCAGCCGAUCGACAUGGUUCUCGGAGCAAAGCAUUUUCACUCUUUCUUCCCUAGCGCAGCUCGCAUUCACCUCGACGGUUCACUUCCGAUUCUAGUAGACAGCGUCUUCGGCUGGAUUGUCACCGGUUCCGCCAGCCAAGCUUCGUCCACACCAACCGAAACCGCACACUCGUACUCGGUACUCGCGAUGAUGUCGCUGGAGGAGAGCAUGGAGCGAUUUUGGAAGACGGAGGAACUCACAAUCAACGACAAGCUUUCCGUCGAGGAGCGAGACUGCGAGUCCUUGUUCCAGUCGACGACAACGCGUACGCCGGAGGGUCGCUACGUGCUUGAGCGACGGCUAGAGCGAGACGCACAGCUCAAGGCGGACUACCACAAGUUUAUGCGGGAGGAUGUCGAGCUGGGCCACAUGCAGCUGGUUGAACCUGAUGAGAAGGACAAGACGCCAUCGUGCUACCUACCCCACCACCCCGUCUUUAAGGACUCCAGCACGACGACCAAGGUUCGGGUCGUCUUCGACGGUUCAGCAGCAACUUCUACGGGAUUUUCGCUCAACCAAGCACUCUGCGUCGGACCUGUGGUUCAGGAGGACCUUCUCUCGCUCCUGCUCCGCUUCCGGAACUACCCUGUAGCCCUCGUAGCGGACGCAGCCAAAAUGUACCGGCAGGUUCUCGUCCACCCAGAGGACAGAAGGCUGCAGCGCAUCUUCUGGCGGUUCUCGCCAGACUCACCCAUCCAAACGUACGAACUACAGACCGUCACGUACGGCCUAGCACCUUCCGCGUACCUAGCCACCCGUUCCCUUCAGCAACUCGCUCAGGACGAGGGUCACGAGUACGCGUUGGGCGGUCCAGCGCUCGAAAGCAACUUCUACGUAGAUGACUUCAUUGGUGGCGCUGACACGGUCGAGGACGCCAUACGCUUGCGGAAAGAGCUUACGGAACUGCUGGCCAAGGGAGGGUUCGAGAUGCGGAAGUGGACAUCAAACCGUCUCGAGGUACUGCGAGGACUGACCCAAGACCAAAUCGGCACGCAGUCGAGUCUGCAGUUUGGUCCGAACGAGAUGGUAAAGGCGCUGGGGAUUGGAUGGGAGCCCGAGGCCGACGUUCUGCGAUUCGACUCGCAAAUCAACCAGAGCAAGGGACCUCCCACGAAGCAGUUCAUCCUCUCAACAAUCGCUCGACUCUACGAUCCUCUAGGUCACAUCGCACCCGUAGUUGUCACCGCCAAGAUCAUCAUGCAGGAAUGCUGGCAGCUGAAGUGUGACUGGAACGACCCGGUGCCGGACAACAUUCGCAUCAAGUGGGAGAAAUUCUUCAAGGAACUUCCAAAAAUCCGGUCCUACAAGAUCGACCGCUACGCUCUCCAGCCCGACUCCACCUACCAACUGCACACAUUCUGCGACGCGUCUAAGGACGCCUACGGAGCUUGUUGCUACAUCCGCUGUGAGGACCGACACGGCAAUGUACGGGUAACGUUCUUAGCUUCAAAAUCUCGGAUCGCCCCACUCAGAGGACUCAACGUUCCUCGCUUGGAAGCAAACGCUGCUGUGCUCGGAGUUCACCUUCACUUCCGGAUCAAGCAGGCACUCAAGAUCAAGAUCUCGGACUCGUACUUUUGGACGGACUCAGCUGUCGUACUGCAGUGGAUCCAAGCAAACCCGAACACCUGGAAGACGUACGUAGCGAACCGUGUCGCUGAGAUCCAGUUCUACACGCGCGGCUGUCAUUGGAAUCACGUGCCGACCAAGGACAAUCCGGCGGACCUGGUGUCCCGCGGGAUGACGGUGCCGAACUUCUUGAACUGCGAGACCUGGAAGAAUGCAACAAGUUGGAUAUGCUCAAACCCACGAGACUGGCCGAGGACCAACCCGCAAAGCGUUCCGUCGGACAUCCUGGAAGUUCGCGUAGUCGCCGCUGUGACAGAGAAGCCGCCGCAGGUUCACCCCUGGUUCCUGCGCUGUCACUCGUACAGACGGCUAGUCCACUCGAUCGGAUUCGUCCUCCGAUUCAUCGACAACACCAGGCAGAAAGCGAGAACGACCAGAACGACACCUGUGCCGCGUGCCCUAACUGUGGAGCAGUUUGCCAAAGCCAAAAUGGUGCUCACUCGACUAGCACAACAGGACUCUUUCAGCGCCGAACUGACGGAACUCGAAAAGGGGAAGCCGGUGCCAAAACAGUCCAACAUCUACAAAAUGAGCCCAUUUGUCGAUUCAGAGAGAGUGUUGAGAGUGGGGGGUCGACUAAAGCUUUCCCAACUGCCUUUCCAAGCCAAACACCCAGCCUUACUACCUGGUUCCCAUCCCUUCGCUCGCAUCCUCGCCGAAUUCUACCACCAAAAACUGUUCCACGGCGGCGGGCGCCUACUCCUCACCGCCAUGCGCGAAGAAUUCUGGCCCAUCGGUGGUCGCAUUCUUGCCAGAAGCGUGGUGCGGAAUUGCUUCCGUUGCGUUAGACUGAAUCCCGAAUUGGUUCAGCAGCAGAUCGGCCAACUUCCGGCUCAACGGAUCAUCCCUAGUCGCCCAUUUAGCGUCGUCGGCGUGGACUACGCAGGUCCACUGUACCUGAAGCCGAUACACAAACGUGCUGCACCGGCCAAGGCCUACAUUUGCCUCUUUGUGUGCUUCGCGACGAAGGCCGUUCACAUUGAACUUGUUGGAGAUCUCUCCACCCCCGCAUUCCUUGCCGCGCUGCGCAGGUUCAUCGGACGACGCGGAGUGCCGUCUCACAUUCAUUCCGACAAUGGCAAGAACUUUGAAGGCGCUAAGAACGAACUUGCCCGGCUGUACGCAAUGCUCACUCACGACGACGAGCAGGAGAAAAUCCACGAAUUUUCGCCCCACUUCGGAGGAUUAUGGGAAUCCGCCGUAAAGGUUGCCAAGAAGCACCUGUUCCGGCAGCUUGGUCCGUCAAGGUUGUCAUUCGAGGACAUGUGCACCGUGCUCACGCAAAUUGAGUCCCACAUGAACUCCCGCCCACUUCUUCCACUGAGUGAAGAUCCGAACGACCUCGCCGCUCUAACGCCGGCCCAUUUCCUAAUCGGAACAUCGAUGCACGCCCUGCCCGACCCAGAUCUGCGCCACAUUCCAGUCAACCGCCUAAACCACUAUCAGCAACUCCAGCUCCACGCCCAACAAUUUUGGGCCCACUGGCGACGCGAAUACCUCCAGGAGCUGCUGAGGGACACCAAGGGUUACCAGCGGAACGACGAAAUCCAACCCGGUAGACUCGUGAUCGUCGUCGACGAACUGCAAGGACCACUCCGCUGGCCACUUGCCCGGAUCGAAGCCGUUCAUCCUGGACCAUACGGCAUCGUACGAGUUGUGUCGCUGCGAACGGCCAGCGGUGGAAUCAUCACCAGACCAGCUGUUAAAAUCUGCUUGCUUCCCGUGCCGCUGUCUCCUGAGGCUCCACAUAUCACACCGCAACCGGGUCAGCUGCCUACCGAUGAAGUGUUUCCUGAAGAAGAAAAACAUUAA
Molecule: messenger RNA, 5115 nt
Organism: Culex quinquefasciatus (southern house mosquito)
Lineage: Eukaryota; Metazoa; Arthropoda; Insecta; Diptera; Culicidae
Exons: 6
Coding region: 1-5115 (1704 amino acids)
Biological process (GO): DNA integration
Molecular function (GO): nucleic acid binding
Source: RefSeq, a predicted model, not a curated record